UAUCGAGACACCUUCUUCAAGGUUCGGCAGCCAUAUGGCGAUGUUCUUAUACUACCAAUAAAAUACGUUGAUGAACUAAAGGCUUUGCCUCGAACUAUGCUGUCAUUUGACGCUGCUGUUGACGAGAGAUUUCUUGGAGAAUACACUUUAUUUUCGCACAGCUUUUCCGGACUACACCCUAACACGGUGCCGAGAAGCCUCAAUUACAAUCUAACCCGAAGUCUAAAUGGCCUUAUGAAAGAUAUUCAUGAAGAAACUGAGCGUGCGUUUCAAGACGUAAUCGGGUCAUGCGAAGGCAAGUUUUAUGAAUGGUUCAAGUGGACUGAAGUCAACAUGUGGCAGAAACUGUUUCCCAUCAUUAGCAUAAUCUCUGGUCGAAUGUUCAUAGGAAAGGAGCUCUGCCAUAAUCCUGAGUAUCUUCGCUGUAUCGUCGAGUUUACAUCGGAAAGCUUUCAAGCCAAAGCAGCGCUGUUUAAAUGGCGACCAUGGCUUCGACCAUUAGUUUACAAGUUCCUCCCCGAAGUCCAAAAGCUCUUCAAGACUUACGAGACAAUGAUGAAAAUCAUGGCAUCAGUCGUUCCGGCUCGUCUAGCUGCCAUUGAAGCCGGCGACCCCUCUGAAGACAUGGCGACUUGGAACAUCAUGAACUCCCCUUCCGGAAAAAGCUCUGUCAAAAUCCAAGCACACACCCAGCUUAUUCUCUCCAAGGCGGCAAUCUACUCGACCACAUUGACCGGCUCACACAUUCUCUACGAACUUGCUGCUCGGCCUGAAUACCUUGGGCCCCUUCGUGAUGAAGUUGAUUCCGUCAUGUCUACCGAUACCGUACCAUGGCUUUCCAAGACCAGUAUCCCAAAACUCAAACUUCUCGAUUCCUUCUGCAAAGAAUCACAACGCAUGAAUCCUCUCGGUGCUACCAGUUUCACCCGAAAAGCCCUCCAAGACAUUGUCUUACACGACGGUGUGACUAUCCCCGCUGGGACUCAUUUAACCUGUUCCUUAAUUGGGACCCUGCGUGACCCGGAAAUCUAUCCAAACCCAGAUGUCUUUGACGGUUACCGUCACCUCAACCUUCGAUCCCAAUCUCUUGAACAAGAAAGCAGGCAUCAAUUUGUCUCUCCAAGUCUUGAUGAUAUGAACUUUGGAUACGGACCUAAUGCUUGUCCCGGGAGGUUCUUCGUUAAUAAUGUAUUGAAGGUGGUUGUCACAUAUGUUUUGCAACAUUAUGAUUUAAAGAUGCCUGAAAAGAAAAUAAUGCCAGGCAAUAUUAUUAUGCCGAAUAUAUUUGGGCCAGAUAUGAGUCAGACAUUCGUUUUGAGAACGAGAAGAGGCUAA
Messenger RNA from Amorphotheca resinae ATCC 22711, 1335 nucleotides. RefSeq lists its product as hypothetical. The record is from RefSeq and is a predicted model, not a curated record. Lineage: Eukaryota; Fungi; Ascomycota; Leotiomycetes; Helotiales; Amorphothecaceae. The annotation marks the transcript as partial. The transcript is spliced from 5 exons. Gene Ontology annotation, molecular function: monooxygenase activity; iron ion binding; oxidoreductase activity, acting on paired donors, with incorporation or reduction of molecular oxygen.